Onychomys torridus (southern grasshopper mouse) is the source of this 3500-nucleotide messenger RNA. It is a transcript of the gene Syt14, whose product is annotated as synaptotagmin 14. The record is from RefSeq and is a predicted model, not a curated record. The transcript has 9 exons. Bases 200 to 1924 code for a protein of 574 amino acids. NCBI's taxonomy places the organism in Eukaryota, Metazoa, Chordata, Mammalia, Rodentia, Cricetidae.
CUGUGGAAGGUUCCGCUUCCUGCGCUGCCUGCUCCGGAGCUCCGACCCCACCCCGCUGCCCCGCCCCGGCUCCCCGAGGCCCAGCAGCCUGGCCCCGGGGCGGUCCCGCCCCUCUCGGCCGAGGCCUAGGCGCCUCCUCCCGCACCCCUCACUCCCCCGUGCUCUCCGUGCUGUUGGUGCGGUCCAUGGCGAGCGCAUCAUGGCGAUCGAAGGUGGAGAGAGAACCUGUGGAGUACAUGAACUUAUCUGUAUUAGAAAAGUCUCUCCAGAGGCAGUUGGAUUUUUGUCAGCGGUUGGGGUGUUUAUUGUCUUGAUGCUGCUCCUUUUUCUCUAUAUUAAUAAGAAGUUCUGUUUUGAAAAUGUUGGAGGGUUUCCAGAUCUUGGUUCAGGAUACAACACACAGAAGAAUUCACAAGAUAAAAUGUAUAAUUCCUACAUGGACAGAGAUGAGCCUGGUUCAUCCUCUGAAAGUGAAGAUGAAGCGCUGGGUAAAUAUCAUGAGGCCUUAUCCAGAACACACACUUCCAGGUGGCCAUUGGUGGAUUCUAGACAAAAGAACUAUGCCUGGGAAACAAGGCAAAAAUACAGCCCUUUGUCUGCAGAGUAUGAUGGGUACAGCAGUGAAGCAUCCAUAGAGGAUGGAAACUGCAUUCAGAGAAUGAGAAGGACACCUCCAUUGGAUGAGCUGCAGCCACCACCUUACCAAGACGACAGUGGUUCUCCUCACCUCUCAUGCACACCCUCUGAAAUAGGGGAUGGGAAGUGUGAGAUUUCCCACUGCAGCAACAGCCCACGGUGUUCUUUCAACAAGUGCCCCAGUGAAGGAAGCACAGGACACGAGGCAGAGAGUUUUCACAAUAAAGGAUAUGAAGAUGAUGUCCCUAGUGACAGCACCGCAGUCCUCAGCCCUGAAGACAUGUCAGCUCAAGGAUCCUCCUCACAGCUUCCUAAACCUUUUGAUCCAGAGCCAGAAGCUAAAUAUGGCACACUGGAUGUGACUUUUGACUAUGACUCACAAAGACAGAAGCUUCUGGUAACAGUGACAGCUGUCACGGACAUUCCAACAUAUAACAGGACAGGUGGCAACUCAUGGCAGGUACAUCUGGUUCUUCUACCUAUAAAGAAACAGAGAGCCAAAACCAGCAUCCAGAGAGGACCAUGCCCUGUCUUCACAGAAACAUUCAAAUUUAACCACGUUGAAUCGGAGAUGAUCGGAAACUAUGCAGUUAGGUUUCGACUGUAUGGUGUCCAUCGUAUGAAGAAAGAAAAGAUUGUGGGGGAAAAGAUUUUUUAUUUAACUAAAUUGAAUCUUCAAGGGAAAAUGUCAUUACCGGUGAUACUGGAACCUUCUUACAAUCCUUCUGGCUGUGACUCACAGGUGAGCAUGUCAGAGGUCUCCUGUGGUGAAAGCACAUCCUCCUGUCAAUCUCUGGAGCACGGCUCUGUUCCAGAGAUCCUUAUUGGGCUUCUUUACAAUGCCACCACUGGAAGACUGUCCGCAGAAGUCAUCAAAGGCAGCCACUUCAAAAACCUGGCAGCAAACAGACCACCCAAUGGACUGUUCUGUUGUCUAAAACACUUGAUAGGUGGACAGGUUUAUAUAAUCCGAGAUACAUAUGUUAAGUUAACACUGCUGAAUUCCAUGGGCCAAGAGAUGUCCAAAUGCAAGACAUCCACCCGCAGAGGGCAGCCAAACCCGGUGUAUAAGGAAACUUUUGUUUUUCAAGUGGCCUUGUUUCAACUUUCCGAUGUGACUCUGAUACUGUCUGUGUAUAACAAGCGCAGCAUGAAAAGAAAGGAGAUGAUAGGCUGGAUUUCCUUAGGUCUGAACAGCUCUGGGGAAGAGGAGCUCAGACACUGGACUGCAAUGAAGGAGUCCAAGGGACAACAAGUGUGCAGGUGGCAUGCCCUGCUAGAGUCCUGAGGAAGGCAGCUGUAAGCCCGGCACUGCCGCUGUUUCCUGGUCACCAUCAGAGGAGCCAUCCCUGGAGAGUCCCGUCAGCACCCUGCCACAGUGCUUCCCCCUUGCAAAAGGAAGGACCAUCCAGCGCUGCGCUGAGGGGAGAAGGAGGUGUCAGAAGUGCUCAGCAGUCCUCCAGAGAAUGAACAACAGCUUUUGAUUUGAAGUUUAUUUAGUGAAAGAGCUAGGAAUUUCAUGGAGAUUGUGAUUUUAAAACCAGAAUUUCCAUUGCAGCAGUAUGUAUCAUCACCCACAUGCUAUCCACAAAGCAUUAUGAUGGCCAGUCCUUGGGCAGAACUCAGUGAUCACAGUCAUAUCUCAAGGUCAUUCACACUGACAACAGUUUCAUUGCAGAUAUAUUCUCUGUGCCUCAGCCUUUCUUUAUAGUUCUAAACCCAAGUGCAAAAUUCCCUGAAGGGAAGUGUAAGGCUGGUUUCUUUGAAGUUUAUUUCUUUAUUUCCUUUUUCUUUCUGAUCCAAAGAGACCAUGCCCCAUUGGUCCCUUAUAAACUUUUCUGACUGUACUGCAGAAACUUUAUGUUCAAGCCCUUUGUACACUAUGUGUUCUAGUGUAGAAUAUGGUAGAGCAAAGCUCUCAUUUGGAAUUGCUUUUAGUGGUCAGUCUUUACAGCUGUGUGAAGUAGCUGUUGAAAAUGGAAGACAUUCUAGUUAAAGGGAAUUUUGACUAUCUGUUCCAAGUGUCCAGUCUUCAACAGGAGUAAAGCAGGUAGCAACAAAACAGAAGCUCCUGGAGUCCUCACUCACUCCCAUUUCUUUGUGGUUCGCAGCUUUAAUCCAGUUAAGAUCAUUCUUGGAUCCCUUAUGCUCUAGUGAUUUGUGCUGUGUUUUGUGAUGUCACUCUGUGCCUUUUCAUGCAAGUUGACCUUGCUUACACAGCUGGGAAGCUGUAUUGGAAAAUUUGGACUUCAGCACUCAUAGAUGUGAAGGUCCUUGGCAAUGCCAUGUCAUUGCCCCACUCUGAAGCAUGUGAGGCUGUGCACUGUGCUGGCCUACACGUGACUUGGCACUUUCCUGUCUUGUUUUCAUAUUUAGAAACCAUAGGCCAAUUGGAUAUAAUAUAAGCUAUUUUCUUCUCUUUUUCUUCUAAAAUUUUAUGCAUAUACUGUACUAGAGUAUGUUUGUGUACAUAAAAUUAUUUUCUUUUUGCUCUCUCUCAUUUCUAGUUAAACUAGACAAAAAUGUAUUAUUUACCAAUUAGUGAAAAGCUGUAUCACAAUUCCAUCCCAGCUGAGCGCUCUGGACUGUUACUGUGAACUAGAACUCAUCAGUACCCUACUAGCAGAGCCACACACUGAUUUAUUAAAAUGUGGCAGUAUGAAAGGCCUUAAACACACACACACACACAAGACCAUGAACUUCUACAUUUUUAAGCUUAAAAGAAGGCAUCUCUAUGCUUUCAAACACAGCAUUUUAAGAGGGGAAAAAAAAUACAAAUAGGAAGCGUGGAGUUAGUUUAAAAGCAGAAAUUUCAGAGCCCAGCAUGGUGGCUCAUCUCUGUAAUCCUAGCACUUAGGAGGCUG